Molecule: messenger RNA, 1571 nt
Organism: Mugil cephalus (flathead mullet)
Lineage: Eukaryota; Metazoa; Chordata; Actinopteri; Mugiliformes; Mugilidae
Gene: rcn3
Product: reticulocalbin 3, EF-hand calcium binding domain
Exons: 8
Coding region: 119-1069 (316 amino acids)
Cellular component (GO): endoplasmic reticulum
Molecular function (GO): calcium ion binding
Source: RefSeq, a predicted model, not a curated record
CCCCGCCUCCUCUGCCAUUGCGAUUUAAAGGCGCAGAUUGCCAACGCGGACUGAUGCUGAUCGUGUUCUACGAAGGGAGGUGUCGCACGACUCUGGCGAGAAGUUUAAGUCCCCAACGAUGCUGCUGAAAUCAUUAGCGUCCCUCUACGUCCUGGCAGCGGUUGCCUUCGCUGUCCCUGCUCAGGAGAAGCGAAUCCAUCACAACCCUGAUCUGAGUGACCACGCCCACAACGAUGGUCAGGGCUACAAAUAUGACCACGAGGCCUUUCUGGGCAAGGAGGAGGCCAAGACCUUUGACCAGCUGACGCCGGAGGAGAGCAAAGACAGAUUAGCGAAGAUUGUGGACCGCAUUGAUACGGACAAGGACGGGUACAUCAACCACGCAGAGCUGCACUACUGGAUCAAACACCGCCAGAGGAGGUACAUCGAGGAGAACGUGAACAAACACUGGAAGGACUACGACAAGAACAACGACAACAAGAUUGCCUGGGAGGAGUACAAAAACACCACCUAUGGCUUCUAUCUGGCCGAGGAUUUCGAUGACAUUGAAGACAAGGCCACCUAUAAGUCCAUGCUCACCCGGGACGAAAGGCGCUUCAAGUCUGCUGACCGAGACCGUGAUGGGGUCGCCACGCGCGAGGAGUUCACUGCCUUCCUUCAUCCUGAGGAGUACGAUCAUAUGAAAGAUGUGGUUGUGCAGGAAACCAUAGAAGACAUCGAUAAGAAUGGGGAUGGCAAGAUCAACCUAGAUGAAUAUAUUGGUGACAUGUACACACCAGAGUCUGGGGAAAGUGAGCCAGAGUGGGUCCUAACGGAGAGGAAACAUUUCUCAGAGAUCAGAGAUAGCAACAAGGACGGCUACCUGGAUGCUGGUGAAGUGGCCCACUGGAUUUUGCCUGGGGAGGUUGAUCAUGCUGACAAUGAAGCCAAACACUUGAUCCAUGAGACGGACACCAACAAGGACGAGAAAAUAACCAAGAAGGAGAUUCUGGCCAACUGGAACAUGUUUGUGGGAAGUCAGGCCACCAAUUACGGGGAAGAUUUAACGAAGAGACACGAUGAACUUUGAUGACGUUCAGAGGGAAGCUCGGCUGGGUUUACAUUUCACUAUUAUGGAGAUAUUGGUUACAGUUGUAUAAGGGUGGGGGGUGGGGAUGGGUUAAGUUAGUAAAGCACAGUUCUGACUCUUGGUUAUGCUGUAAUCAAGGGUAUAAUCACAUACCCUUGUCCAUGCACUCACACACACACCACUCAACAUCCACACAGACAGUACAGUAGCAGUACUUCCCAAUGAAGUCACAUACUGUGUAUGUGAGCACAGGUGAUACUGAUGAGCAGGCAGUUUGUUUUAAAUAUAUGUCCUUUUGUGUUGUUGUGUUUUUUUAAUAAUAAUUUUUUUAUUCACACUUUGCCGUUGUUCAGUAAAAACUGUAAAUCUCCAAAACACCAAAAAAUUACUGUGGCUACUGUCCAACUUGCACUGGCAUAUAAAACUCAAGAGGCUCAAAAGUGUCCACAAACACACAAGGGAUGCAGUUGUUCUUAUAUAAUAAAAUGUGUAAACACAUCCA